Colias croceus (clouded yellow) is the source of this 2158-nucleotide messenger RNA. It is a transcript of the gene SmydA-5, whose product is annotated as SET domain-containing protein SmydA-8. Gene Ontology annotation, molecular function: protein binding. The record is from RefSeq and is a predicted model, not a curated record. Bases 120 to 1697 code for a protein of 525 amino acids. Lineage: Eukaryota; Metazoa; Arthropoda; Insecta; Lepidoptera; Pieridae. The transcript is spliced from 6 exons.
AUUACAUUAUCAAUUAUUUAAACAUAUAAACGAAAUCGUUUGACAAAACUAAACAAUGUUAUUGAGACUUAAAACUUCUGCGCAUCUGGACACUUCCAGCCAUACUUUUCAAUAGAAUUAUGGGUCAAACCAAGGGUCAAACUAAAGAUUUGCCUUAUGAGGUUAAAUCAUCUGAAGAAUUAGGGCGAUAUCUCGUAGCAUCUCGAGAUUUAGCCCCUGGUGAGAUUAUCCUCACAGAACCUCCAAUUGUUUUUGGACCCAAAGCGAUGCCGGAUCCAGAAGCUAAGAUGCCUUGCGUUGGUUGUUAUAAACCUAUAUUUACCGAUGUUGGAGAGCGGUGUUCUAGUUGCGGCUGGCCAGUAUGUUCUGGUAACUGCCCAGGUCUAACAGACCCUCGGCAUCACGGCCUCGAGUGUCAAGUGUUGAGAGCAAGACCUGAAUGCGUACUUGACAAUAUGGCGGAUUAUUAUAGGCACGACGCCCUCCUACCACUACGCUGUGUCCUACUGCAGAAGACUGAUCCCGAAAGAUGGCGACUGGUGCUCGACCAGCAAUCUCACAUGGAGAGCAGAUUACCAGGCUCGGAGGCAUAUGAGGAAGCGAAUGAAUUCAUCGUCGAGUAUCUCAUCAACAAUUUCAUCGAUAAACUCGAUAGCGGCGUUAAAGCAAAAUAUCUUCCAGAAAUUUCCAAAGAACUGUUACAUAGAAUGUGCGGUAUUAUCGAUACAAACGCGCUCGAAAUACGGCUGCCUGAAGGAAGUGAACUUAAUGGAUUGUACGCUCAGACAAGUAUAAUGGAACACAGUUGCAUACCAAACACAAAACAUACUUUUACCGUGGAUACCAAAGAUAAAAACAAUCUUUACAAUAUAUCAGUAAAAGUGGUCAUUCCUAUAUUAAAAGGUGAACAUAUAGCAACUAUGUACAGUCACGCGUUGUGGGGAACACAAGCAAGACGACAACAUUUACGAGAUACCAAAUAUUUUUCAUGUAAAUGUCCACGAUGUAGUGAUCCUACUGAACUCGGUACUUAUUUAAGCGCUAUGAAGUGUAUGGGCGAUGGUAAAGAAGUGUGCGAUGGGAUUCAUUUACCAGAAGACCCGUUAGAUGACGAAACAGAAUGGGCCUGCAGUAAAUGCAAAGUGAAGUUAGGUAAUUCUCAAAUCAACGGUUUAAUAGCUCAAAUGGGAGAAGACGUGGAUAAUGUUCUUAUGAUAGGUGGAUCGGUGCCGAUGUUAGAAAAUAUAUUGUGUAGGUUAUCAACGUUUUUACAUCCGAACCAUUAUCAUAUGUAUUCUAUAAAACAUUCACUCGUUCAAUUAUACGGAAGACAGUCCAGUUACAUGACGGAAGAUAUACUAGAUAAAAAGAUUAAAAUGUGUAAAGAUCUUAUUUUUAUAACUAAAACAUUAGACCCGGGUAACGCUAGACUUAGCUUAUAUAGUGCUGUUUUACAUCAUGAGCUCCAUUCAGCGUUAGUACUUAAAUCUAAAAAAGUUAAGAGUGAUGGAACGAAAAUAACAGUUGAUGAAAUUAAACAAUUAUUAGCAGAAGCUAAUAAUUCUAUAAACAUAGCAUUAGACGCACUAAAAGAUGAUAUUGAAGAAGCAUCAGGUAAAAAACUAAUUGACGUUAUUGCUAAAAGCAAAAGUGAUUUCGAAAGGUUUUGCAAAGAAAAGAACAUAGAUUUGUUGUAACAUUUAUUCAUUGGACAAAAACAUUAAAAAUAAAUAACAUUAAAACUAAUAUCACAGUUAUAUUUGUUUUGAUGGUAACUAAAAGCUCAAAUGACUACUGUUGACUGUAAUUUUAAAAAGAAAAAUCUUAGAAAACUAAACUAGACUAGACGCUAAAACUAUUGCUAACUCCUAGAGAACUUAAAGAAAGAUUUUAAAGACCUAGUAGAAUCAUCAGCUACGCUUUCUUGGAUCCACGCUGUGUAUCUAGAUAUCCUUGUGUAGAUACCAGGCAUUCUGACUCUAGCACAGCCACUACCAGUCGAGACUACUCCAAUAACCAUGGUCCUGCCGCUGUCGCUCUUCAUCAUGAGGGGACCACCGCUGUCAGCCUGUAAUUGUGAUUAGACGCAUUUAGUACGCAUUGUAAAUACUUUUAUGUUUGUGUUUGUAAUUGAAAUAAAUCUUAAGAAGUAUUGAAA